AUGGAACUGAAACUAACAACGUGGCGUCAACUGGUUAUAUCUGUUAAACUUAUUUGAGACAAACUAGCUUAUUUGUAUUUAGGAAGUGCUAAACUUUGAAUAACUGUCAGAUCCAGUGGAACUAAUUUUACCAAGUUGCUAAACUAUCCCCAGUGAACGAUAACAAGGACUUAGAACCGCACUACAAGGUCGAGUAGCGGGAAUAAGGAAUUCGGCUGAUUUUAAUUGUCUCUACACCAAGAUAGUGGAUACUGGGAGGAGAUCUCAGUAGUUGACGUUAUUCGAGUACGAUGUCGGGUUACCUUUCUACGCGCGAUGUGUAAAAGUGUUCGCUUCUUUCCUUGCUUGGAGUAUUAGUUGUUUGCUGUCUAUGUUCAGGAGUAAUUAUAAUGUUGAGUGUAUGCAGUCCUUAUGUCCUUACAUACUUUUUAGAACAUUUUCCAAGUGAUCUGGAGACUCCCGUCUAGCUAAUUUCUGUUUUUACCCUGGGAAUUAUAAAUCAUCGAUAGCAAUAUGUCCAAUAAUAGUGGACUGGAUAUAACAAAUUUGGAUGAUUUACGUGAUCCAUCGGGAAUUUUUUCACUGAUCGAAGUUGUGGGUAAAGGUACUUAUGGAAAUGUUUACAAGGGGCGAUACACGCGAACUGGUCAGCUAGCUGCCAUCAAGGUUAUGCCAAUUACUGAAGAGGAUGAAGAAGAAAUUAAGCUGGAAAUUGAUACAUUAAAAAAGUUAUCGAAUCAUCGAAAUAUUGCUAGUUAUUAUGGUGCAUUUAUUAAAAAAUCUUCACCUCGUGAUCAUCUUUGGCUUGCUAUGGAAUAUUGUGGUGCUGGAUCAGUUGCUGAUUUAAUAAAAAGUACUCGCACGAAAUCACUCAAAGAAGAUUGGAUUGCUUAUAUUAGUCGAGAAAUUCUCCGAGGUCUUAUGCAUUUACAUGCUAAUCGUGUGAUUCAUCGAGACAUUAAAGGUCAAAAUGUAUUGCUCACUGAUAAUGCUGAGGUGAAACUUGUCGAUUUUGGAGUAAGUGCACAAUUGGACAAAACAUUUGGUAAACGGAAUACAUUUAUUGGAACCCCGUACUGGAUGGCUCCUGAAGUGAUUCAUUGCGAACAAGACUCAAGUUGUACAUAUGAUGCUCGUUCAGAUAUCUGGUCAUUGGGUAUAACAGCUUUAGAAAUGGCUGAAGGUCGACCACCAUUAUGUGAAAUGCAUCCAAUGCGUGCACUUUUCUUAAUUAUGCGUAACUCACCACCUCGAUUAAAACAAUCACCGAACGGAUCUAGACACUGGACACCAAGAUUUCAUGAUUUUGUCAAUAAAUGUUUAACUAAGGACUUCCAUAAACGUCCGAAUACAUCAGAAUUAUUUCGACAUGAAUUCAUUACAAAUUUACCAAAUGAACGACAAAUUAGAAUUCAACUUAAAGAUCAUAUAGAUAGACAUAGACGAAAUAGGCAAACUGAAGAACAUGAAAAAAUUUAUGAAUACGAAGGAAGUGAUGAAGAGGAGGAAGAAGAAACCAGUGCAGCUGUUAAAGGGGCUGCUGCCGCUGCUUUAGCUAUGUCAGCUGCUGUUAGUGGCAAUGGUCAAUCACAUCGUCUACCUAGUCAAAUUAGUCAUCCUCCUCCUCAAUUUCGUCAACCAACAGAUAAACCUCACCAUAAUCAAGCGCUUCGAACUAGUGGAGUUCCUGAUCAAAACGAAGUAGCUUCGUUUGUUUCAAAACCAUCUGUAUCUGGAUUAAACUAUAGACACCAUGGACAUAUGAUACAAGGUGGGAAUAUUGCAAAUGAUAAUGUACCAGCGAAUGCUCGAUUUAUCUCACGAAAUCCUAUGUCAGUGCUUAAUAAGUUACCUGCUGUUACCCCACAAUCAAUGAUGCCGCAUAAUAGUCGGUUGCCAAGGUUAGAUGAAGGUGAAUCAGCAACUGUCAAUGCUAAAGAACCAGGUGAAAAUACACUUCGUCAAAAUUUUGCUCGUUUACAGGAACGUGAACACCAUCCAUCUGUAGGUGUUGCCCCUCAACGAUCUGUCAAUGGACGCCCACAAUCAUCUAGCCAUCACUUUCCUCAACAUUCACGACCUUUGAAUAGUAGUCGUGGGCCACCAGCAUAUAAUCAGUCACAACAGCAAAUGCAUUCGAAUCAACCGAAACUGGGUGUCCUAGCUGCCGGGAGUCGUCUAGCUGACGCGAGUGGUUCAUCAUCUUACGCUGCUACUAAUACUACAGCCUCAGACACACCUACAGAUAGCCAAUCUGUAACUAACAAUGAGAUUGUGUCCACGUCAUCCUCAGUUAAUAAUUCGGUCACUACACCCUUAUCAGUCAUUGGUGCAGUUGGUGAUAGUGGGCAACUUUCGCAUCAUUUUCCCCUACAACAUCAUAGAGCAUCUGUGCCGAAUCCUCCCAAUUCUUUUCAUCCGACUGUUGUUACUUCUUGUUCCUCCUCCUCAUCAUCAUCAUCGAUAUUUUCAAAUGAUCAUUUGGGCAAUUUACUUAUUUCGCCAUUUCGUGCAAAACUUGCCAAUCCUGGUCCACCACCCAUUCCACUUCAUCAGCAGGUUCGUAUUAGUAAUAGUGGAUUGAAUGGGGGAUUACAUAAUGCAUCAGGAGUACAAUAUCAAACUGAUGAAGUGAAUGGUUCAUCUAGUAUAGUUGGCAUGGGUAACCCUGCUAGUUCUCGUCUCCAGCACAUUGUCGCACCUAAAUUUCCAUCGACCCGUCCAAUGAGUCAGGCUAUACCACAUUUGGAUCUUCGUAAACCACCAUUAGAAUCAGCUUUACCCCAAUCGAUCAUCACAUCAACCAGUCCAGUUGUUAACCAAUCCAAGUUAUCGGUAAACGCAAGUAUAUCGAGUCCUGUUAAUCGGUCUAGUGGAGCUGCGAUGGCUUUUGCUGUAACUACUAGUACUACCACCACCACAACUACGACAACAUCAGUGCCGACUAGUACAACCACUGUGACAACGGUGACGACAACAACAAGUGAAGUUUUUAAUUCUAACUUUACUCGUCAAUCAGCAACAUCAAAUUUACUAUCUGGAUUCAACAAUCGAUCUCCAGCACACCAAAUAUCCUUAGUUGGUGAAAAUGUUUCAACUAAGAAUAUCACUACAACAGUUGCAAAUAACAGUACAUGUAUAAAUAAUAGUUAUAAAGUGCAUUCAAAUCAACCUGAACUUCGUACACGUGCAAGUAAACAAUUGUCUAAUCGUCAAAAUUCAGGUGUUGUUCCUCAAAAACUACAUCAUCCUCAUCAUUUACAUCAGCAAAACAAUCCAAAUCAUAUAAUUAAAAAAUCUGAGGAACUUGAUCAAUUAGCUGCACAACUGACCAAUUUAGGCGCUGUUUCACCUAGCCCACAUCGACAAAAUAAUCGAGGUCAUUUGAAUGGCAAAUCAGACAUAAAAUCAAAUGAUAAACAAUCAUCAUCAUCAUCACAACAACAAAAAUCUUAUGAAAAUAAUAAUGUAAAAUCAUCAGCAUCUAAUGAAUUAGUUACAUCAAUAGAACCAGUAUGUGCGGUUGAAAAACUGAAUCGAUCCAGUUCACUUUCUUCAACAUCGUCAUCAUCUUCUUCUUCGUCAUCUACAACUAAUUCUUCUUCUGUAUCAUCCGAAUUUCAUGGUAACGAGGGUUCACCAGUAUAUGUGGAAAAUAAGCAUUCAACAAGCUACUCAUCUACAAUGAGUAGAUCUCAUUCUGUUGGUUCAAAUCAUGAAUAUCACACCUCAAGCACUUGUUCUUCAUCCUCUGCUUCUACUAUUUCUUCAUGUGAUUCCAAUCAACGUAAAAAUCAUGAAAAUGCAUGUCGAGUUAUAUUGAAUGGAAAACGACAUUCGGAAAUAGAUCCUCGUCGACUUACUGUUGUCGAGAACGUUCGUGUGUUGAAUAAUAAUGACAACAAAAUGGACCGUAAUGCUAAUAUGGAUUCUAAUGAGCUUGAUGACUUAGGUAGAAUACAAAAAGAUCCAGUACAAUUCAUCGCUUCUAAUGAUAACCAGCUUGAUGACUUUAACUAUGGAGCUUACAACAUACAAAACGAUGAUGAAGAUGACGAGGACAUUGAAGGUGGAGGAGAGGAAGAGGAGGAUGAAGAUGAAGGUGAUGUCAUCGUUGUUGAAGAAGAAGAAGAGAAUGGUGCUGAUCUAGAAGAGGCUGAACAGUUGAGGGCUACUUUAUCUAUUGUUCGUACACGUCAGAGAACAUCAUUUGAUGAAUCGAUAAGAAAUGUUGAUGGUGAUGUUGGUAGUGCUGUCAUAAAUGAAUCCUCAUGCUAUGUAGAUGAUGGAACGUUGUCCAAUGAGGCAGUAAGGUGGCAUAAAGAAGGGACCUUACCAUCAGACGAAUUUGCCAAGGAAACUUUAUGCAGUUUAGCAUCGAUUAUUGAGUCUACAUCUGGGACAAUUAGCCGAUCUGGAUCUAAUGUUAGUCCGCCAACUGGGAGUAAUAUCGUUAAAUUCACUGUUUCAAAUGGUUAUCCAAAUACAACUGAACUGUCUUCAUGUUCAGAUAAGGUGAAAGUUACAAGUUCAUCUCAAAAUGUUUCACAUAUUGGUGUCCCACAUUCAUCGUCAUCAAAGUUAAUUACAAAUGAGAAAGAAGGAUGUACAAAAACACAAGAAACUCGAUCACCUUCACCGCCACAUUUUCCAGACGCUACUUCUGCUGCUCUGGGCGGUUUGCAUAACAAGCCAUCAUAUCAACAAACUGAUAUAUGUACAAAUAUACCAACCAACCAACAUUCAUUAGGACAAUCCAACUUAGCUCAAAAGACUAGUCCACAAAUCUCUCCUCAGUCUGUAGUUAUUAUAGACUCAAAUAAAGCACUUCCUAGUUCAGUUUGGUCAGUUCAGACAAACAAUAAUCUUGGCUCUCGAGUUUCAGAACCAAGUCCGCGUGGAGGCCAAAAGUCGAAAACCCAGUUGGAUAUCCAACAUUCACAAUCAGGCUUUAAUCCUUCAUCAUCUAGCAACAGUAGUGGUUUAAUCAAAUCAAUCGCUUUGCCCAAUUCACUAUGUGGUAAUUUAUUGAAUUUUAAUAUACCAUCAAUUAAUACAACAACAAGCACAGUUAUUACUACUGGUUCAUAUUUAUUACCUACAAGUAUUAGCAGUGGUGCUGGUUGUAUAUCAACUGCUUCAAAUAAUAUUUCAACAGCCAAUUCUAGUUUGAACAACAGUGAUACACCGGAAAUACAAGUUUAUAAAAAACGUUUUAAUUCAGAAAUUUUGUGUGCAUCUAUGUGGGGUGUAAAUUUAUUGAUUGGUCUUGAAACGGGUCUUUCUUUAUUAGAUCGUAGUGGUGAAGGUCGUGUUUAUUCUUUAAUUACAAGACGAAGAUUUUCAAGAAUGGCUGUUUUAGAAGGUCAGAAUAUUUUAGUUACUAUAUCUGGACGUAAAAAUCGUGUACGUGUCUACUAUUUAUCUUGGCUUCGUAGUAAAAUUAUGAAAACGGAAGGAUGUGACAAGAAGAAUGGUUGGGUUAAUGUCGGUGAAAAUUUACAAGGUGCUGUACAUUUUAAAAUUGUAAAAUAUGAAAAAAUUAAAUUUCUUGUCAUCGCAUUAAGAGAUUCUGUAGAGAUUUAUGCUUGGGCACCUCGUCCGUACCAUAAAUUUAUGGCUUUCAAAGUAAGUUUUAUUUAUAACCAAAUCGUAUUAGUAUUUCUGAUUUAACUGAGAAUAAAACAAUAUGUCAAGUAAAUCAUAACAAUAAAUGAAUUUUGUGUGAUGAUUUUGUAAUCAAACAGUGAAACGCAAAUUUUUUAGUAAACGAGGAAGGCAGUUAAUAGAGUCGUGUGUGUGUGAAGUAUAGUAGAGAAAUUCUGAAAAUAGUCGCAUCAUUGGUUUUUGGUUUGGACCCUAAUGUGAGAGAGUGACAGGAAAAUGGUUGUUACUGUAGAUAAUGUGACCUGUAAUAAACUGAAAUCAAAAUACAUUAAUCCAUUUAUUUAUUUUAUCUAAAUAAUUGAACAACUUUUAUUCAACAUACGCUUACCUUUCCACCUUCUUGUUCUGGUGUUUUUUCCAAAUAUCUUCAAGUUUUUUAAUCCUUUUUCCAGUUUUCCGUGGGUUUUUUUUCGUUUUGAGGUGUGAUGCUGUUGUGCAUAUCACUUUGCAUGUGAUAUUACAGUUGGUCGAUCAGUCAUAUAUUUCGCUCAUUAAAUAAGCUUUUAAAUUAUGUACACGUUUCCUUGUUAGCUGGGGGUCUCAUAUCACUCAUUCUGGACCCCUGUUUUCUAUAUACACUAGUAACUUUAUUAUUAGAUAUCCUGGAUUUUAGAACACAUCGCUGUAGUCUUCUGGACUAAGAAAAGCUAAUUGGUACUCAGGGCUCUCUAGUUUCCAGCAAGGAUUUGUAUUAUAUUGAUCGAUGAUGUAAGCGUAUGGUAAAGUGAAUUUGAAUUAUGAAAAUUCUAGAAUCUACACCAACCAUCCUUUACUAAUAAUAAUCAUGUGCUCACUGGUGGCUAGGUUACAGAAGUGAUCCUCACAGUUCUGGUGAGAAGCCAUGACCAAUGGAGUUCAACGUCGUCCUGUAUGAGAUAGUUAUCCACUAUCGCUAAUCUAUUCAAGUUAGACAUGUAGAUCAUUGGAUGUCGGCUCAGUGGUCUAAAGGUUAAGCGCUCGCAAACGAGAUCAAAGGCUCUGGGUUUGGUUCUAGGUAGGGUUGUGAAUGAGCACUUUUGAUGAAUAUAAUGCUAAACUGACAAAGCUAUCCAGUCGUUCCUGGCUUUCAGUAGUUGUUUAGCGAAAUUCAGUUCGUGGUUUAAAUUAUUAAAUUUCUGCUAUCUCCACAAAUCUAGUUAUAUUAAUUAAAACACAGUAAUGACUUAAUUUUCUAUGAUAUUUCAUCCUCCUUAGUGAAUACUUGCAGAAGAUUUUUUCAUAAAUUAUUGGAUACUAUGAUAGCCUUAUAUGAUAAAGUUGUGAUAGAAAAGGAAACUAAGUUCACAAAUGAGAUUACAAUGGUGAAUGUUACUUAAUUUGUAAAACAAUCUUGUAACUGAUCAUUUGAUAUAAUUGGCCAACCGAACUACGUGACCACUAUAAUAAACAUGCUUCAAUGUCAAUCCACUAAUUCACCCCAAUUAGUGUCAUGAUUUCUUGUCGAUUACAUUCACAGAAAUCGCAUAUUAUUAUUACAAGUUAAAUAUGUGUUAGAUAUUUUAUUUUAUAGGUCUAUCUUUCAUAUUUUUAUUUACCUUGUACUUAUUCUUCAUUUCUCACCAGAGAUUCUCUGAACUCAAACAUCGGCCAUUAUUGGUAGAUUUAACCGUUGAAGAGAAUACCCGUUUAAAAGUUGUAUAUGGUUCAUCUAAUGGUUUUCAUGCUAUUGACUUGGAUUCAAAUAUAGUAUUCGACUUAUAUAUGCCUUCUUUGAUUAAUUCACAUAUUACUCCUCAUUGUAUAGUAGUACUUCCUAAUACAGGCGGUAUGCAGUUACUUUUAUGUUACGACAGUAAGUUUUAUUUAUACUCAUGUAUUACUAUCGAUUUAUUAGUUCACGUUUGAUUGUACUAAAAAAGUAAAUUUUUGGGUGUUUAUAGAUUAAAUGAAAGCAAAUUGUCUGGGACUUGUCAUCCGUAUUCAUCUGUAUUCCAUGAAAUAUGGGCAUUUUCGCUAAGACUAUUUACAUAGAACACUGGAAGCCGUCAAAUUGGUUUGUGACUUCACAGUACUGCGACUACUUUUUUUUCUUCUGGAUUCCUUACUGUGACAUUUCACUGAGAACACUUUAACCUUGAAAUUAAUAGAUCUACCAACAUUUGAAUUUCCCAUAUUUUUCAAUGGUUCUUCGAUCUAUUUGUCAAGGAUAGAGACCAUUGUUAGAACAGUAAUAGCUAUAUUAAGUAAAAACUUGUAUAUAAUACAUUUUCUUGUGAUUAGCACCUUUCACAGAGUAAUAUGAACUUAUUGUAAAACCGAUUUCUUGCAUCGAUUUUCCUUUUAGCUGAAGGUGUCUAUGUGGAUACUAAUGGAAAAUUAACAAAAAAUAUCGUUAUCCAAUGGGGUGAAGUUCCAACUUGUGUAGCCUAUAUAUCUACCGGUCAAUUACUUGGUUGGGGUUUAAAAGCUAUUGAAGUUAGAUCAGCUGAAACUGGACACUUAGAUGGAGUAUUUAUGCAUAAACGUGAACAGAAAUUCAAAUUUCUUUGCGAACGUAAUGAUAAGGUAUUUUUCUCGAAUACACGGUCUGGGCCACCCCAAGUAUCUAUGAUGACCCUUAGUGGUAUACACUGGUAAUAAAUUAAUUUGACUUUCCCUGUCUACAGUUAUUCUUGAUUAUUUUUAAACUGAGAGAGUAUCACCAACAGCCGUACAAUACAGAGAAAUCAGCAUCUUAAUAUUAUUUAAGUUAACUUGUUCAAAAUUACUACGAUACUUUAAUUUAAUGUCUGACAAUGCAUUUCUAUUUGAAUGUGUUGUUGUAAUGGUAAAUGACAGUGAUUUCGAGUAAGAGGAAAUGAUAACUUUCCAACCAAUUUUUAUCGUUUUAGUCUACAGCAUCGUACAAAUAAACAAACAAAAACACUUUCUCUCCUAAUCUUAUGCAUAAUUUACAAUCUUCCAACCGACCUUUAUUUGCGCAUUUUGUUUGAAUUGUGUACAUUAUCGUUACUAAUAUUAACCCACAUGAAUGAAUGAAAUGUUCUACAUAUUUAUUAUUACUUGCCAGUAAAUCAAACAUACUCAUAGACACUAAACAAACAAUGUAUCCCAACCUGUGCUGUGUAUGUGAUGAAAGCUUAUGUUCUUUUCUUGUUCAGUACUGUUAUAUAUAUACAAAGAAUUUUAGGAAAAUUUGAUUUGUAGUUGUGAAGUGUUUUAGAAAUCUUUACUUCUAAUUGUAACAAUAACCUCAAUUCCUUCCCUCUUAUAUUGAACUCUUUUGAUAUAUCCAUCUUUCUAGGUGCAUAUAUGACCAUAUGUCCUUAACUUUAUCAGUUUUGGUUAGUGCUAUUCAUUUCCUGUUCAUAUUAUCUAGAGGUUAUUAGAAUUUGACAUAUGCGUUAUUAUUAUCAAUCAAUCAUUCGUUCAUCCACUGCUCUCAGAUAAUAAUAUGGAUAAUCUUGCUUAUCAAAUAUUCAUUUCUACUUUAAGUUUUUCAGUAUUAUUUUCAAUCCAUGAGGGAUGAUGAUAGGUUUGUUACGUACAAAUAAAUACCUAGCAUGUUUUGCUCCUUUCAAUGUUUCUUAAUAUGAACUCUUGAUAACAGUUUUCAUUUCUUUCUUUUUUUUUAAAAAAAGUUCAUGCUUAUUAUCUUAUUCGUCUCGUUUGUAUUAUUGCUAACACUCAGUAUUUAAAUGAGUUGUAUGAACAAAUUUUGUGUAUGCGAGGUAGUGUAAGAACAAAGCAAAUGAUCCACAUUUUGAAUGGAUUUCUUUGUGUAUGUUUUUCGUUGGAAGGGAUUUCGCAUCAAUCGUAAAGAAAUAAGAUCUAUUAGCUAAAAGACAUUAAAUAGGAAUAAAUAUAUUUGUAAAAUCUCAGCGA
Molecule: messenger RNA, 9492 nt
Organism: Schistosoma rodhaini
Lineage: Eukaryota; Metazoa; Platyhelminthes; Trematoda; Strigeidida; Schistosomatidae
Source: the annotation of a GenBank genome assembly